AGUAAUAUUAUUGAUGUCUUCAGCGGUAAACAUGAAAGGUGCGUUGAUGCUGUGGAUAACUUUUUUGACGUUUUGGAUGACUUGUGGAGUGACAGGUGCUCCUACUAAGUACUUGUUCACAGCACCUCGUAAUUUAUGGCAGGGAUCACGAGAAGAAUUUUGUAUAUCCUUCCAUGAUGAUAAAGACAUACAAGCUAAUUACUUAGUAACACUGUCUUUGGCUGAUGAAAGUGAUGUUGUCUUGGGAAAUGGAACUACUAAUGAGGAAGGCAGAGUAUGCCACCAUUUUAAAGUUCCUGACUUAAGUGGUAAUCAUAAACUAACUCUACAGACAGAAACAACAAGAAUUCUGGAUACAGGUUUCUCAGCUACAGUAAAGAGAGUAGAUUCUACAGAAGUGGAGAUUCAUGAAUCAGCUUUAGAGACUUUUAUACAAACUGAUAAACCUAUUUAUAAACCAGGGGAGACAGUUAAGUUCAGAGCAAUGACCAUAAACAAAGACUUGAAGCCGUGGACAGGCAUGGUGCCUUUAGUUACAGUGAAGAAUCCUGGUGAUGUCCGUGUAAUGCAAUGGUUGAAUGUAGAAAAUAAUAAAGGAUUAUUAAGCUUUGAGAUGCCUCUAUCAGAAGAUCCACCAUUAGGCGAAUGGAAGAUUACUAUGUUAGUUGAAGGAAAGGAACAUGUACAACUAUUUACAGUUGAGGAAUAUGUGUUGCCCAAAUAUGAAGUCACGAUCACAGCUCCAACAUUUUUAUUACCUACAACUGAAACUAUUCAAGGAACAGUUUGUGCCAAGUACACCUAUGGCAAACCAGUCAAAGGGAAAGUAGAAAUAUCUGUGUGUUUCCAAGAUACCAGUCCAUACUUUUACUACUACCGCAGCAGAGAUAAUUCAGAAAGACCUUGUGCCAACAGAAUAAUGGAUAUUGAUGGCUGUGAGACAUAUAUAGUAGAUGGUUCAGAACUAAUGCUAGAUUCCUCCAACUUCAGUAGAUAUGGAAACUUGAUGAUAAAUGCUACAGUCACAGAGCAUGUCACAGGCAUAUCUUUAAAUGGGACAGUCAAGGGACCAGAAAUGACAUUUGAAGCUGUCAAACUGAAAUUUGAAGAUGACACACAUGGAUAUUUUAAGGACGCAUUCCCUUAUUAUGCUAGAGUAAUAGUAACUAAGCCUGAUGGAAGUCCUGCCCCAGGAGAACUUAUUGAGAUAAAAGCUGAUAAUUAUGACCCUGAGUUUCAUCUAAAGAGAAAUUUUACAAGUGAUGAUAAUGGACUCGUAAAGUUUGCUAUCAAGACUUUACCAAAGGAUGUUAAUAGACUAAGUUUUAAUGCGAGGGCACCCAAGUACUUCCAACCUUAUGGUAGAUACCAUCAUAUUAUUAAAAUGUAUGAGCCAAGUUCUUAUCAUAAUGCUCAGAAAUGGUUCUCUCCAUCUAAUAGUUAUAUCCACAUACCAUCAGUGGAAAACAAGGUUAAAUGUGGAUCCACUUUGGAUUUAGAUGUUUUGUAUUCAACAACACUUGACACUCGGUACAAGUUCUUUGUACAGGUUUUAUCCAAGUCACAUAUGGUGCAUCAUACACAUGUUAAACAUCAUUUCAAAAGCCACGAUGCUGUAAACUUUGACAGUUUACCAGAUGACAUGUUACUUGAUCCAUACACUCCACCACCUAGACCUACAUGGUUAUAUCCCAUUGAUCCUAUACCCUAUUAUGAUGACCCUGAACUUGGCUAUAAACCAGAAGCAGAGAACACUACUAUUAGUUUAGAUGGAGUUGAAGGGACAGCAGAAGUAAAACCAGAGCCAGUACCAAGUGAAAACAAAACUAUGGGUUUGAAUCAGAAAGAGAAGCGAUCUGUUGAACUAGAUGAAGAGGAAAAAGAGGAACCUUGGUUUAUAAGAAAGAAAAGAAAUACAGAAAUAACAAAGCCUACUAUCCAGAAAUUUCCUAAUGAUAUUGCAACUUCAGAAGGGCAGACUGUAGAGUUUGUAUGUGAAGUUGCUGGAGAUUGGGGGCUACAAGUAAUUUGGAAGAAAGAGGGAGGAAAAAUCAGUCAUUUAUCUACAACUUUGACGACAAAGACUGUGGGACCUCAAUUUACAAUAGUUAAUCAAACCUUACGUAUAGAAAAUGUUACCAGACAUGAUACUGGGAUUUACAUUUGUGCUGCUCAAAAUCUAGUUGGAGAAGUGGAGGCUGUUGCCAGACUUGUUGUAAACAUUGCGCCAGAAAUUGAAAUGCUCAAUAAAAGGAUUGGCCAAUAUGCGGGAAAAGAGGUAAUAUUGGAAUGCUCUAUUACAGCAAUUCCAAAUAAUUAUGCUUCCUGGCUAUUCAAAGGACAAGCUAUAUUAAAAUCUGACAGACAUACAAUAAAUGUAUAUGAAGAUGAUAAGUACAGUGUAAGAUGGAGUAUGAGCAUAAAAUCAUUAAAAACUGAAGACUUUGGCAAGUAUACAUGUGUUGCAGAAAAUCAUCUAGGAAAAGCAGAAGAAAGUAUCAACUUAUAUGAGCUACAUCGUUCAUGUGAUAUGAUGGCUGUACAGACUUGUAUGAUGCCAGUCGCUCGAAUCAAUCCAGGAAAUGUUAAAGAGAUGUGCCAGGUGUAUGAAACCAUGGAAGUAUGUAUCAAGCCUUAUCGUACCAGCUGUAAGGGACAGCUCACCAGUUUAGCAUCUCUAAAGGAUAUGUACAAUUCUAUGUGUAAAAGUAAAUGUGACAUGGUUGAAUUGUCAAAAUGUAUGGAACCAAUGAUUAAGUUAGAAGGGAAUUCUAUGCUACAGAUUUGCAAAAAAUUUGCUGAACUGAAGACAUGUAUUGGGCCUUAUUGGAAUGACUGUAAAGAAUCUACGGAAAUAAAAAGUGUAUCCAAUGUGUUAGACUCCUAUAACACUCUAUGUCCUGAGAAAAAAGCAUCUAAAAAGGAAAUAUGUACCAAGCUGUUUAGACCAAAUUUUAAUACCAGUGCAAGUGUAUUACCUGGUGACAGGAUGACCGCAUCCAAUACGGGAGAUGUGGAUGACUGUGCUAGGGCAUGUAAUAAAGAAAAUAAGUGUCUUGGAUUUAAUUAUCAUAUUCAUGGAACCUGUGAACUAUUUUUCAAGAAUUACCUGACUGCUAAGAAAGAUGGAGUGGACUACUACGAGCGACAGUGCUACACAGAUGACAGUAAAGAUAUUAUAAAAUCUACCCAUGUUGCUAAAGUGAAGAUCAGUAUUCCUAUAACUGCUAACAUGGGUCCUAAAUCUGAGUUGUUGAUAUACUAUGUCAGAGAAGAUGACGAAACAGUAGCUGCUACAUUAGAAUUCAGUGUGGAGAAUUGUUUUGAUAACAAGGUAGAGAUGAAGUUUGACCAGGAUACAGUUUACCCUGGAAAUGAAGUGAAUAUUAACUUAAAGGCUGCUCCUGGUUCCCUCUGCUCUGUUGGUGUAGUGGACAAAAGUAUUAAUUUACUGGCAGGAAACCAUCAAAUUACCCCAGAUCAGAUUUUUGGUAGAUUUAAGGAACCCAACAUAUACACAUCUUACUGGCAGGAUGAUAAAAAAUACUGCGAUGAGAAGACACAUUAUGAUGAAAGUUUAUAUCAAGGCGAUAUGUACAGUUACAACUACAGAAGUUAUGAGUCAGACAGCGUGGAUGCUAUUCAGGCCUUCAGGAAAAUGAAUUUAGUGGUAUUUACAGACCUAACAUUACAGACAAGACCAUGUAAAGUGCAGAUACACAGACCUGUGUACUUUUAUGGUCCAGUCCCUGGUCCACGAGGUUCUAAUCCAUUAGAAGGGGGUAUUGGUCUUGGAGGGGCAAAACUGCCGAUAUCCAAUGGCCAAGGGGUUGAAAAAAAACCACUGUCGCAACAAAAACAAAUUGGACUGAGAAAGAACUUCCCUGAGACUUGGUUAUGGAAUAUUUAUGUGAUAGGAGAUGAUGGAGAAGUGAAUGUUACAUCAACUAUUCCCCACACAAUCACAGAGUGGGUUGGCAAUUCCCUAUGUACAAACUUGGAUGUAGGAGUGGGUGUGUCUUCAGUGACUGGUAUAACAGCUUUUCAACCUUUCUUUUUGUCUUUUACUCUUCCUUACUCAGCUAUUAGAGGAGAGACUGUACCAAUUUUGGUUUCCAUCUUCAACUACAUGACAGAAUGUUUAGUGAUGCAAGUAGCAUUGCCGACAUCAAAAGACUUUGGUAUUAAAGGAGGAGCCAACAGAGUAUAUACUAGAUGUGUUUGUCCUGGAGAGACCCGUACCAUCAAAUACCAUGUAAUACCAUACACCCUCGGCAAGAUUAAAGUACUGGCCACUGCUGAGUCUAUCCCAGAUGAUGGUACAUGUGGAAACAAUUCAGUCAGUGUAGAUGGUACUGGAGCAAAUGAUGCUGUACAAAGAGAAUUAUUGAUAGAAGCAGAAGGAAUAGAGAAAGAGUACACUGCUACAUCAUAUAUCUGUCCUGAAGGAGCUGAAGUUACAGAAUCAAUGUUACUGCCACUGCCAUCUACUGACCUGGUGGAGGAUUCAGCUAGAGGAUACAUUAAUAUCAUUGGUGAUAUUAUGGGACCAGCUUUAUCCAAUCUGAAAGAUCUACUACAAAUGCCUUAUGGAUGUGGAGAGCAAAACAUGGCUUCUUUCUCACCUAAUAUCUUUGCUUUACAAUACCUGGGUAAUACCAACCAGCUUUUACCAAAAAUAGAAGACGAAGCCAAAGGAUACAUGAGAAUAGGAUAUCAAAGACAGUUGAAAUAUCGUCAUGACGAUGGCUCUUACAGUGCUUUUGGUGGUACAGGAUCAGGCAGUAUAUGGUUGACGUCCUUUGUUGUUAAAUGUUUGGGACAGUCACGACCUUACAUCAGUAUAGAUGCUGAUGAUUUGAAUAAGAGUAUCACCUGGUUUAGACGCCAGCAGUUAGAAAAUGGCUGUUUCCCUAAGAUUGGUUACACUCAUAGUUAUUACUUGAAGGGAGGAUUUUCUGACAGGAGUAAUGAAGCAUCUUUGACUGCUUUUGUACUUAUAGCUAUGCUGGAAGCUGGAAUUCCUUCAUCAGAUCCAUCAGUAAUUAAGGCAGUAAGAUGUUUAGAUGUACAGGAUAUACCAGAUACUUAUACUAUGGCCAUAAUGGCCUAUGCUUAUACAUUAUAUGACUUGAGACAUCUUAGGAGACAACAGGUCAUUAAAAUGUUGGAUGAGAGAGCCACAGUAAAAGAUGGUAUGAAAUACUGGAGCCGUACAGAGAAGAAGGAAGAUGCUAAAAAGAAACAGAAAUGGUACUAUACAGCUGUGUCAGCAGAGGUUGAAAUGACAGCAUAUGCCCUACUGGCUCAUGUCACUGGAGAACAACAGAAUGCUGCUACUAAUGCCAGACCUAUGGUCAUGUGGUUAACAAAACAAAGGAAUCCAAGAGGGGGAUUCUCCUCAACACAGGACACUAUUGUAGCAUUACAGGCUUUGGCUAGAUAUGCCACAUUAGUAUACCAAGGUGGUGUAAAUGUUUCCAUAGAAAUGAUGGAGAAAAACAAGAAAAACCCUGACAGAACUACAACAUUUAGUAUUGAUGAUGACAACACACUAGUCCUGCAAUCAGAACGAAUCAGUAUCCUACCAAGUACUCUCGAGGCAAAAGUAUCUGGAGUUGGAUGUGCUAUGGUUCAGGCUAACGUGAAGUACAAUGUAUAUGAGACUCCUACCAGUCCGACCUUUGACAUGAAGGUCAGUGUGUACAGAGCUAAAGACCACGCCAACCAAUGUAGUAGAAGAACACUCAGUAUCUGUGUUAAAUUUACAGGACCUGGUGGUGUCAGUAAUAUGGCUAUAGUUGAUGUGAAAAUGGUCACUGGUUGGGUCCCAGUUAAAGAUUCUCUGAAAAAGCUAAUUGUGGAGAAAAAUGACCCAACUUACAUAGGUGUAGAGAAAUAUGAAGUGGAUGGUAGUUAUGUACACAUAUACUUUGAUCAGUUGGACAGUACAAGAAAAUGUUUCUUGGUAGAUGUUGAACAGAAUAUAGAACUAUCCGCUCCUAAACCUGCACAAGUUAAAGUGUAUGAUUACUAUGAAACAGAUUUUACCUUGAUAGUCAAUUACAAGAUAAAAACAACAUGUGGAACCAAAGAAGAACUGCCAUACAUAAGUGCUGAACAGUAUUAUAAUGGUAUACUUGUCAAUCUUCCUGUAGAUGAAAUCGUUCAAGUCCGAGUUCCUCCAAGAUUAGAGGGAAGUGGACUAUUUAGACCUAUUUCUCAGCAGCAAACUUGUCCAAUGUGUUACAAAAGCGUGGACACCACAAGUAAAAUCUUCAAGUCAAUGGUUUGUGGAUCAAAGAAAAUAUACAAGGUACAAACAGGUCGGAGAGGAAAAUAUACAUUGAAGAUGUAUGCCAAUGUCAGGACAAAGAAGAAGGAAGUAGUUAAUAAGUUUGUAAAGAAGAACUAUAACUCAGAUUGUACCUGUGACUUAAUGAAUGGUCAAAAAGGUAAAGUUCUGGUAUUUUCAGAAAGAGACACCUUGGAUACUAAAACAAGAACAUUAACAAUAAAUGGCUCUAGCAAAAUAGUCAAAGUCAGCAAAGCUUUAGAGAAGGCAGUUUGGCGUCUUGUUAGAAAAAAAAGAUGUCGAUAAAUAAUCAAAUUCUGCCAGUCAGUAUUGUAUUUUUAUACUCUUUAUUUUUUAAGAAGAAAAUGAUAUUUUUGUAUUUUAUAUAUUUUUUUUAUAAUCAUUGUACAUUAAGAAAUCCAUUUUAAAAAGUUUGUCGUGUAGCAAAUGAACGGGUUGUUCUUUUUCCACCUGUCUCUCUUAUUUGUCGCUAGUACUUAUAUAAACAGUUACAAGUAUAUUUUUAUCAAUUAUUGAAUAACAUUUUAAACAUACAUUUUUAAGGGGUUGUAAACAUUUUGUAUAUGUCUUUUUUUUUAAUCUUUUUUAAAUAUCUAGUUAAAUUUUAUGAUUUUAAAUUCCAUUUUAUAUGACUUACAAGAAAAUUUUAAUUAUUCAUUUCUAUUAGAUCAAUUUCUAGAUAAUUUUUUGAGAAUUUCUUAUAUGACCAAAAUUGUGGUAUUAAUGAUAUUGAUAUUUUAAUUUUUGUUAUCUCAUUUCUCUGUGCAGAUUAUCAUGUUUGUAAAAUAUCUAGUAAUAUUGAAUGAUUUUUAUAAAUACAUUUUUCUAGUCGCAUAAUAGCUAGUCAAAAUUUAGCAUUGUUUACAAAAAAUACUCAAGUUUUCAAAUAAACUUUUUUCUCAAUAUAUUAUGCAUCUCACAACAAAAGUUAUGUACCACUGCCAUUCUUUCCUCUAAAUAUCAGUAGAAUAUCAUAUAGUUGAGCCAAGGAAUGUAAACAACAAACAUGUCAAUACAACAUGGGUACAUUUAUGAAAAUAAUUUGGUUUUAUUUUGGUAGUAUGUACUAUAUAUAUAUAUAUAUAUGAUAAAUAUGACUACUUAGAUAAAAAACUAGUAUUCCCAUGUAAAGAUUGUCAUGUCAUGAUGGAUGUCUGUACAAUUCUCAUGUAUAUCAUUAACAGCAAUUGAACAAACAAAAACAACCAAAUGAUAUAUAAUUUUCAUUAAAUUAGUGAAUCUC
This is a messenger RNA of Mytilus californianus (California mussel), 7559 nucleotides long. Its product is annotated as alpha-2-macroglobulin-like. Bases 14 to 6601 code for a protein of 2195 amino acids. NCBI's taxonomy places the organism in Eukaryota, Metazoa, Mollusca, Bivalvia, Mytilida, Mytilidae. Gene Ontology annotation, molecular function: endopeptidase inhibitor activity. Gene Ontology annotation, cellular component: extracellular region. The transcript is spliced from 49 exons. The record is from RefSeq and is a predicted model, not a curated record.